ACUGUGGGCGAAUACGAGUGUUGUUCAUUAGCAUGUAACAGGAGUUAGACCUAUAGAGCGCUGUGUUAUUAUGGAGGAUAAACGUGGAGGAGGAGGCGGAUGCUUGUGAAAGCCACCUAUGCUGGUUAUCUUUGCCUCUCUGUGAUGCUGAACGCGGCCGAGUCCUGAACGCUUCUGUGCUCACUGCGCAGGUCCACUCCACUGCGGUAACGUCCUCUAUGAGAUAAGUAGUGCACUAGAUGUUUAAUUGAGUGAGGUUUGGGAGGCGUCCAUGGCGCGUCACGUUGUCUCAGCUCACUCCUAGCUUUGUAAUUUUGAUCUUUUGAUUUGUUUCUCUUUUUUUAUUUACAUUUUUUAAUACCGUGUGGAAACUCCAUUUAGACUCACGUGGACUCCAAUCAAGGAAUUAAUGAAGCUGUCCCAUCUGAGGCUGCAAUGCAGAAACAAACACCAUGGUUUUGCUCCGUCAACACUUCACGUUACUGCUGAUUCCUUCAGGGCGUUUCUGCCAACUUUAAGAUAGACGAAGAAGCAGAGCAGUAUUGCAAGGACCAUGCUCAGCUUCCUAGCAGUCGGCUCCGUAUUCUUCCCAGGCCUUUUCCUGCUGUUUAAGCGAUGUCUGAAACAAGCGCCAAGGCUGAAGUGGAGCGAGGCCGACGCCGUCAUCGUCUCCGCAAGGCUAGUGUCUUCCAUUCAAGCAGUCCUGGCUUCCUCAGCUGGGUUCAUCAUUGCAUCAUCUUGUGAAGACAUCAUUGAGGACCAGCACUGGCUCACUAGCACCUACAUCCUGUUUGCCGUCCCUUACUUUAUCUAUGACAUCUACGCCAUGUUCCUGUGCUACUGGUACAAGAUACAAGUCAAAGGUCAUGAGGAGGAUGCACCAAAAAUCAGCACGGUGAUUCGCAGCUACCUGUGGCGAGAGUUUCUCAUGGUGCUUCAUCACGUUGUCAUGGUUACUGUCUGCUUCCCUGUGUCUGUGUUCUGGCGACAAGGAAAGGGGGAUUAUUUCCAAGGUGUCAUGUUCCUAGCUGAACUCAGCACUCCGUCUGUUUGUCUGGGAAAAGUACUCAUUCAGUACAAGCAGCAGCACACGCUCCUUCAUAAAGUUAAUGGAGCACUCAUGCUGAUAACUUUUUUCGUCUGUCGAGUUCUUCUCUUCCCCUACCUAUACUACGCCUAUGGCAGGUAUGCGGAUAUCCCCCUGUACAAGGUGCCGCUGUCCAUUCCGUGGCAGUAUAACAUGGGUGCUGCUCUGCUCAUGGCUCCGCAGGUGUACUGGUUCGGUCUGAUCUGCAGGGGAGCCUUUCGCCUCUUCACCCGGGCCUCUCGCCAUCAUCGUCGCGCAGUCAGUAGGGACUCCGAGCCCAAAACCCCUAUCAUGCCCCCAGCCAAUGGCUACAGUCCCUGUGACACAGAAAGAGAGCCUAACACGCACUGAGAGACACAGAGGGGCUGGAAGUGAAAGAUUGUUUAGAGGUUGUUUUUAGGCCUCAAAUAAUAAUGGGAAACCUGAGGUUAAAUACUAAUAUAUUACAAAUAGUAAAUGUCUUGCUGCCCCAUUAGGUGGUGGAAGAUAAAAGACAACGGCAGAGAAAUCAGAGGGAGAACGAGACAGAGAGUCUGAAGAUGAUCGUCUCCAUUCUUUGUUUCCCUCUGAGGAAUUGCAAGAGCAUGCUAGUAAAGCCUGUUUCAUACUCCUAAUGUAAAACCUCCAGAUGCGAACAGACGUUCGGAUUGUAUUCUUCAUCCCAGUUAUAUAUUCCUUGACUGAAUUUCAAACCGUUGGGGAAGGGGUAUGUAAUAUAAUGUACACAAGCACUUAUCAUUUGUACAUGACCAUUCUCAUACUAGUUUGCAGAAACAACAGAUGAAAGCUGCGGGCAUGUUCGUAUUCCAAACUACUAAACCACCAUUAACAGAAAUGUGAUGAGCGAGUGAUGGAGAGAGGAUACUCUCUCUCUCUUUAGUUUCUCCUUCCUAGUCCACUCUCUUUGACUGUUCAGUUUAUUAUUUCAUAGAAAGAAAAGGGAACAGCUUUUCUGUCAGGGUGUACAGCAAAUGUCUAGUGUCAAUUUCUUUAGUUUGAAUUAUUUAUUUUGAACGAAUUAUUAUUUAUGUUCAAUGUUUUGAGUUGAAUUAUUACCCACCUAAUUUAUCUGCUUUUAUAAUUUAUUAUGACCGGAUCACAUAUAAACUAAUAACUGCCUCUAAUUUGACUUCAGAAAAGGAAAAAAAAUAUCGAUAAAAAAUUCUAUAGUCUCUCCAGAGUCAGGCUUUUCACCCCGAGCCCUUUCUCUAAAGCACCGAGGGGAGCUCCAGGGGUUUUCGAAAGCCCCAUUGCACCUGUUAUAAUAUGAAGCUUCUGUUACCGUUUUCAGUGAUCACGACCUACAUAUUGAGCUUAAAAUAACCUAGCAGGGCUUUGGUGUUGAAGUUCGAAGGACUGUUGACACACUGCCUUUAAACUUCUGCUUCGGGUUCACGCUUUGCUUUUCUCACCAUAAUGUUAUUCGGACCAAAAGAGUAAUAUAUGGGAGAUCGGCAAGGCAGCAUGUACUGUUACGUUAUAUGUGUGCUUCAGGAACAGACGUUAAAUUGUGAUGGGUGCUGGGCAGGUCUCUGCACCACUGAGCUGCUAGCAGGAAAUACACUGCACUGCAAUGAAGGAAAGGACUUUGCACAUUUACUGGAUCAAAGUUCCUUAAAGGAAUACUCCUGCAUUUUUUCAACCUAUUCACUGUUCACACUAUCUGUAGCGCAUGUGCAGUUUCCAUGGACAAGAUGUUUUCCUGUACUAAGAAAAGAACGGAAAACAUGUUGACUCAACUAACUUAUAAUGGACGUCUUAUAAUGGACAGCCAGUAACACAACCGUUACACUCUGUGGAUGAGACAGACAUCAGAGAAACCAUUAGACUGUUAAAGACUGUUCUUUUGUAGCUGUAUACAACACUCAGUUGCUGGAGCACUUCAUUUUCAACUGAACAAUGUAUGAAAGCGUAUGUAUUUAUUGAAAUAAUUCAAUGACUAUAGAAAUGACUGUGGUAAACACACAUGCUACAGAUGCCAUGGAUAGAGAUUAACUUGGAAAAACACAGAAGUAUUCCUUUAAGUUUUAACCACUGCUACAUUUUAUUAUUUAUUAUAUCAUUUGACUUAUUUAUUCCAUGUACUGAAUGCCAUCUAUGUAGCUAAAUGGCUUUCUUUUAAUUCAUGGACAGGUGAUAAAUUGAAGUAAAAAACGAAUAUAGAGUUUCUUAGUGAGGUGUUAAACCACCAGGUGAGCUUCAGUGCACCUUGGCAUUGAUCCUACACGUCUCUGGAACUGUACUUUAGGGAUGAUCAUGAACACCACUCUUCUAAAAGAUAUUCCUUCAAUUAGUGUUUUGAUGAUGAUGGUGGAGAGCAUGAGCACGCUGGUCCAAAGUCUCCUAUAGGCGUUCAAUUGGGUUGAGAUCUGCAGACUGUGAAGGGCAUAACAUAUGAUUUACAUCAUUUUUCAUCCCCAUCAGACCAGUGAGUCCUCAUGCUCUAUGGAUUGGGGUGUGGUCAUCCCAGAAGAGACCACUCCUGUCAGGAUAGAAUUGUUUCGUCAGUGGAUAAAGUUGAUCAAUCAGGACAAGUUUGCAUUAAUUUCCAUUUCCCUCUAAGGGGGCAUGUGGAAUCAAACCAUGCAUAACAGAGCCUCUGGUUUUUCCUUUAAUUUGUCACCUGUAUGUACUAUGAUUGGAUAGUUCUGUCCAUUGGAACAUGAACAGCAUUGCCAUGUUUGAAAGGAAAUCAUAAACCCUACAUGGAUCUCAUUAAUAGAACAGGUUUACUAUUGUAGAGCUUCCAGUCUGAGCUCUGUUAUGCUGUGCCCUGUCUGUUUGCAGAAUGACAAGGGACCCUCUAUAGGGGGAAAGAAAUGGAGUGUCAAGUGAAUGGGGGGGG
Ictalurus punctatus (channel catfish) is the source of this 3932-nucleotide messenger RNA. RefSeq names its product TLC domain containing 3Ba (gene tlcd3ba). Lineage: Eukaryota; Metazoa; Chordata; Actinopteri; Siluriformes; Ictaluridae. Bases 554 to 1438 code for a protein of 294 amino acids. The record is from RefSeq and is a predicted model, not a curated record. Gene Ontology annotation, cellular component: endoplasmic reticulum; membrane. Gene Ontology annotation, molecular function: sphingosine N-acyltransferase activity. Gene Ontology annotation, biological process: lipid homeostasis; ceramide biosynthetic process. The transcript has 8 exons.